AUGGAGAAACUGAAGAAAAAACAAGCGGUCGUCCGAGCUGCGGUCACCAGGAUUAUCAACGAGAUGACCACAGUAAUGAAAGGAGCUCCAUCGCAGCAAGGUGAGCUUGACGAAAAACUUUCUCUCCUUGCUUUGAAAGAAAAAUCGCUUCGUGAGCUUGACCAACAAGUAGCCGACCUGACUGACGUGAACGAUAUCGAGGAGGAAACGGAAGCUAGCCUCGGUUACGAAGAUGCUAUCAGCAUAGCCAGAACUAGAGCCUUGAGGCAGCUACAAGAAGUCACGAACAACGAGACAACCUCCUCUACCUCUAGCAACGUGUCGCGUAUGGAGGUACAAAGGGGUAACGGCGCAACUGUCCCAAAUGUAAAGCUACCCAAAUUGGAGUUACCGAAGUUCAACGGAGAGCUGGCGGAGUGGCAGACACUCUGGGAUCAGUUUCAAUCCUCAAUCGACCAGAACCCAGCAUUGUCUCCCGUAGACAAGUUCAAAUACCUCAAAGUGUAUUUGGUCGGCCGAGCGGAGUCUGUCAUCAAAGGUAUUCCGGUAACCGGGGACAACUAUGGCACGGCCGUAGAACUACUGAGGAAGAGGUUCGGCCAACCCUCCGUCAUCGUCAACGAUCACCUCACGCACCUGUUGAACGUUAAACCAAACACUAUGUCAGACGCAGCGAAUGGGCUCCGCAGGCUCUAUGACGAUGUGCAGACACGCAUGCGGAGCCUCAAAAGCUUGGGAGUUGACUCAGAUUCGUAUGGGGUACUGUUGCACACUGUUCUCCAGAGAUCUCUUCCUCCUGAGCUCAUUAUCAGAUACAAUCGGAGUUUGAUUGUCGAAAAGCGACCACAGAACGAAGGUAGAGACGACCUCGCGAGGUUGCUUGAGUUUAUUGAAAUCGAGGUGGAAACCAGAGAAAAAUGCCGACAGCUCACUCCCCACGCGAACCAACGAACGGCACCCGAAUCGCGCCACCGAGAGUUUCGCUCCGAAAGGGGAGGCUCUGCGGCAGCAUUGACCAGUGCCGCGAAGUCAGAAAUGAGGCGCUGCGUCUUCUGCGGCUCUAACGAGCACAUCUUGGAGAAGUGUACGUCACCCCUUACGAUCCAAGAAAAGAAGGAAAAACUGAAGGCGGAGAACAGGUGCUUUCGGUGCACAAAGCAGUUCCAUCGCUUCCGAGAUUGCAGGUCCGCCAAGAAACUAUCGUGGGCAAGGUGUUCUAGGAGACAUCUAACCGUGAUGUGCGACCCCGAGUGGGCAGGAGCAGGGCAGUCGACGAGCUCUGACUCAAACCCACCUCAGUUUAUUGGUAUCUCGAGCGCCUGUACAACCAGCCACAAUCAGGUGCUCCUUCAAACGGCCAGGAUGCGAGCGAGGGGUCAGACCGAGACUUCCCUGCGAGCACUAAUCGAUGGAGGCAGUCAGCGAACCUUCAUCCGUCGAGACACCUCCGAAAAACUACGAUGUAGACCAGUUGGAGAGGAGGAGUUUACGAUAUUCGCUUUCGGUGAGUCGGCGCGUGGUACGAAAAGAAGAUGCCGCCGGGUGGAGCUUAUACUUCGAAGCCACCACGGAGACGCCGAAAUCGUCAUCGAGGCCUUUGAGGUUCCGGAUAUCUGCGGAGAGAUUUUCGGCAUCACUGAUGGUGAUCUGAUCAACAGCCUACAAGGGCAAGGGAUCACACUCGCUGAUCUACCUGUGGGGGACUGUCAAAGGGAGCGUGGAGUGAGCAUUCUAAUAGGAGCGGAUUACUAUUGGAGGGUCACCACCGGGAACGUGCAUCGCGUCAGCCUUUCACUGACCGCCGUGGAGACUAUCUUCGGGUGGUCUCUGCAGGGCCCCCUGAAGGUGAACAACGCUGCCAACGUAUGCGUAACGACAGCCGUCUUCAGAGUCAACGUUGACGAGACCCCAGGGUGCAUCGCAACUGAACUGCGUGCAUUCUGGGAUCUUGAAAGCCUUGGCAUUAAGGACACCUUCCAGAGUAGCGAAGGUAAUGAGCCACCGAAAGAACUGGUGACUUCUUUCAACUCGUCCCUGAUAAUGACUGACGGCAGAUACGAGACCCGCCUCCCUUGGAAGACCUCAGAGCGUCAAUUGACGAACAACAAGGAGGUUGCUUCUAUGCGCUUGACAGCCUUGCUGAAGAAACUUCGCCGAGACAACUGUCUGCUAACGCAGUAUGACAAGUCGAUAACGGAAUAUAUGAGCAACGGCUUUGCUGAAAGAGUUCCCCCUGAGGAUGAAGACGGGCCCAGUGGCAUGACGCUGACUCUACCAAGGCUUGAACUCAUGGGAGCCUUAUUGGCGCCAAGGUUGCACCACUAUCUCAUCGGCACGCUGAGGACACCGCUGCAGGCUGUCUACCUUUGGACUGAUUCGACCAUCGCCAUGCACUGGAUCAAGGGGUCUGCCUUGAAGUGGAAGCCCUUUGUCGCGAACCGCGUAACGGUAAUUCAGCAACUGACGAAUCCUGUGCAAUGGGGGCACUGUCCAGGCAACAAGUUCAGCUGCGACUGCAGGAUCUCCUGGAUCGCAAAUUUGGCAAACGCCACCAGGAACGACAACUUCCGGCGCGAGCUGCGGCACAUCAAGUGCGAUUUCGCGGCGGCCGACGGUGCGACGGUUACCAGCAGCAAGGUGGCCCGUCUCAGCGCCAAGGAGCUCAACUGCCCCGAAGACCACGAGAAGCCCAAGUUCGAGAACUCCAACCCCGACGCUAAAGUCGACAGCACGACAAUGACCACCGUCGCUUCGCCGGACGAAGGCGAAAUCCUCGAACACCGGGACGACAGGGACCAGAUCGAAGAGGAGGAAUCCGAAGAGGGGGUGGUCUUGGAGACGCGGGACGACGCGACCGCAACGACGCAGACAAUGAAGAACGAGAUUGACAUGGUGCUGAGUCAGCGGAAGGUGAUGCAGAAGCAAGCCGCCCACUCGCGGAAAGACAACGGAAACUCCGGCACCUCGCUGGUCAGCUUGAGCAUCACGCUGCAGCUUUUCUUCGCAGUAGUGGCGAGCGGGAUGACCACCGCAGUGUUUUUAGUCCGGCAUAGCUGA
This is a messenger RNA of Ixodes scapularis (black-legged tick), 3057 nucleotides long. RefSeq lists its product as uncharacterized. Gene Ontology annotation, molecular function: nucleic acid binding; zinc ion binding. Lineage: Eukaryota; Metazoa; Arthropoda; Arachnida; Ixodida; Ixodidae. Bases 1 to 3057 code for a protein of 1018 amino acids. The transcript is spliced from 3 exons. The record is from RefSeq and is a predicted model, not a curated record.